Epinephelus moara (kelp grouper) is the source of this 987-nucleotide messenger RNA. Its product is annotated as cell migration-inducing and hyaluronan-binding protein. Bases 235 to 987 code for a protein of 250 amino acids. The record is from RefSeq and is a predicted model, not a curated record. The transcript is spliced from 6 exons. Lineage: Eukaryota; Metazoa; Chordata; Actinopteri; Perciformes; Serranidae.
GCCGUGUCUCUGCGCUCCGACGCCGGCUGACACAUUAACAGCUCUCCGCUCCAUCAGCUCUCCGCUCCAUCACUGCACGUCUCGCAGGCUCUGGGACUAGACACGUAUUCCAUGCAACACUUCGGAAGCUUUGGUGGCCUCCCACUGUGAAACCCCUUCUGACGCCCACUUGGAGGUCUGGAGCAACCUUUGAAGGCCUCGGGUGUACAGUUGGUCACCAGCGAGCUGACAGAGAUGAAGACAUGUGCUAUGUUUCUGGCAGCUCUGCUGCUCCCCAGCAUCCAAGCAGUGUGUCCAGAUAAAGAACCAGGACUGCAGCCAUGGAUGCCAGGGCACAGUGAAGACCAUCGUGUUACAAUUGGUUAUGGCAGGAAGGUCCUUCUUACAUCUUCAGCUACGGUCAACUCCAUUGAGAUUCUCAACGGAGGAAAGCUGGUGAUUGCUGACACCAACCGGGCCAUACUGCUUCGGACAAAAAGCAUUCUGAUUGGUAACAAAGGGGAGCUGCACAUUGGAAGCCCAGACUGUCCUUAUAAAGGCAACUUCACCAUCUCCCUCUUUGGAAGAUUGGAUGACAGUGAUACAGAACACAGCUAUUUUGGGAGGAAGUACAUUGGUGUGGGGACAGGAGGGACACUAGAGAUCCACGGACAAAAGAAGCUGUCAUGGACAUUUCUCAACAAGACCCUCCAUCCUGGAGAGAGCAACCAAAACAACUACCUGUUCCAGAGAAGUUGGGGGAACCGAGGCAUCAUCGUCCACAUUAUGAACCCCAAGACCGGACAGGUGCUGCAUAAUGACAGGUUUGACACAUAUCGUAGUAAGGAUGAGAGUCGCCGCCUUGCAAAGUAUGUGGAUGGUGUGGAGAUGGGAGUCAUACUGGCCAUGGUGGUCAAUGACGAGGGCUCCAACAACUUGGAUGACUCGGCCAAGAAGAGCCUCUCCAGGCUGGGCAGCCAACACAUCAACAGUCUAGGAUUUCGGUGA